AUGAACGGGCGCAAUUCUGCUAAUGUAACAAAUUUGGAAUAUGUGAAUGUCGUCGCUGAUGCUGGAAAAAAUGUUACUAUUCUGUGCCCAGGCGUCUCCGAGCACUCGCUGGUCGAUACUUUGGUGUGGAAGACCUCAACAACCACAAUAGCACAGUUUGCCAAUCGGAUACAGCAUCUGCAUAGUCCGAGGAUACAACUUCUCUCGGAUAAUUUUGGGCUGCAAUUUAACCCCGCCAAAGCCACAGAUACGGCUGAGUACUUCUGCCUAGUCAAUGAUCGUCACAUACCGGAGGCGAUUGUGGACUUAUUGGUGCAAGAUGUACCCGAUCCACCUGAGCGCCCACUUUUAAUAAGUUUUACUUCGCGUUCUGUGAAUCUUUCUUGGGCGCAUUCUCAGCAUCCACGAAAUGCACCAGUGACGCAUUUUAUUAUUGAGACUCGUGUCGGCGAAGACGGUUCAUGGGAUCAAGUACCACAAAUUUUAACGAAAUCGAAUGCGACAUCAUAUCAAGUCACUGGACUUACACCCUUCACGGUUUACAGCUUUCGCUUGCUGGCGGUGAACAAAUUGGGUAUCAGCCCACCGUCCAAAGAAUCCUACUACAUUUUUACAUUGCGUGAGGCACCAACUGGCAAGCCGAUUCCCACCACCGCCCACAACACCUCGUCCACGUCCGUGUAUAUAUCGUGGAAAGCCCCACCUGCCGACACCAUCCUCGGAGAGUUUCUCGGCUACCGCAUCACGUAUCGGCCGCGGGAUCGCAAUGACACCAAAGAGAUUUACAUACGCGACAGCACCGUCGAGAGUCAUGAAAUAACUAAUCUGGAGACUUACACGCAGUACAAAGUCACAGUGCAAGUUUUCAAUCCCGAAGGUUUGGGUCCGGAGACCACCAUACUAGUGAUGACCGAUGAAGGAGAGUACAUAAGUUCCAUGUAA
Anastrepha obliqua is the source of this 942-nucleotide messenger RNA. Its product is annotated as protein sidekick-2-like. The transcript has 8 exons. The record is from RefSeq and is a predicted model, not a curated record. Gene Ontology annotation, molecular function: protein binding. The coding region runs from base 1 to 942 and encodes 313 amino acids. NCBI's taxonomy places the organism in Eukaryota, Metazoa, Arthropoda, Insecta, Diptera, Tephritidae.